Molecule: messenger RNA, 675 nt
Organism: Cynocephalus volans (Philippine flying lemur)
Lineage: Eukaryota; Metazoa; Chordata; Mammalia; Dermoptera; Cynocephalidae
Gene: COXFA4L3
Product: chromosome 3 C15orf48 homolog
Exons: 5
Coding region: 85-336 (83 amino acids)
Source: RefSeq, a predicted model, not a curated record
GGGCGUUGACAUCUGUCCGCGCGCCGACCCGCCGCAACCCCAGAUUUUUAAAUUUUAGAUUUGAUAUUCUACACUGAAGUCAUCAUGAACUUUUUCCAACUCCUGAUGAAAAAUAAGGAACUUGUUCCCUUGGUUCUGUUCACGGCCGUGGCAGCCACCGGAGCCUCUUCCUUUGCUGUAUAUUCCCUUCGAAAACCCGAUGUGAUCAUUGAUAGAAAAAGAAAUCCAGAACCUUGGGAAAAAGUGGAUCCCAGUGUACCUGGAAAGCUUUUAACAAUCAACCAAGAGUGGAAGCCCAUUGAAGAGUUGCAGAAGGUCCGAAGUGCGACCAAAUGACCAAUUCUCACCUCUUUCUUCCAAAGAGUACUCUAUGAAUCUAGUGGAAACAUUUCUGCACAAACUAGAUUAUGGAUACCAGUGUGCGGAAAUGCUUCUGCUACAUUUUUAGGGUUUGCCCACACUUUUUGGACUCUGGAUAAGGAAUUAAAGGUAGUACAGUAAUAACCACAUAGUUCAAAAAUAAGUUUGUGUUUGUUUUUUCUUGCUGUAAAUUUGAAUUUUGCAUAUUGAAAUUUUUAUGUUUAUGAUGCCUGAAUGUUUUCCUUGAAAUGUAUAAAGAUUUGUAAAUUAGAUUGUCAUCUGCAAUAAAAUGCCAUUUGUGCAAGUUUUAUCAAA